This is a messenger RNA of Colletotrichum scovillei, 3077 nucleotides long. RefSeq names its product dynamin family protein. NCBI's taxonomy places the organism in Eukaryota, Fungi, Ascomycota, Sordariomycetes, Glomerellales, Glomerellaceae. Gene Ontology annotation, molecular function: GTP binding; GTPase activity; microtubule binding. The transcript is spliced from 4 exons. The record is from RefSeq and is a predicted model, not a curated record. Gene Ontology annotation, cellular component: cytoplasm; microtubule; membrane. Bases 41 to 2755 code for a protein of 904 amino acids.
UCAUAGCUCUUUGCAACUACUUGGGCAGACUCUUACAAACAUGUCUCAAGCUACCCUCGAUGCUGGAGCUCUCGAUGAGUUGAACUCUGUCGAGACUCGAAUUUUGUUCGACACAACCGACAAGCUUUCCUCGCUUGGAAUCGGCAAGAUCGUCAAUCUCCCCCAAAUCAUUGUCGUGGGGGACCAGUCAUCCGGAAAGUCAUCUGUCCUUGAGGCCAUCUCGCAUGUCAAGUUCCCGGUUAGCUCGGGCUUGUGCACUCGUUUUGCCACAGAGCUGGUCCUCCGCAACGGCACCCAAAGACGUGUCAAGGCAACUAUUCGGUUCCACAACGAUGUUAAACCGGCACAGGAAAUACGGGUCGACUUUUCUGAGGGGGAAGACAUUGGAAAAGUCGUUGCGGCCGCCAAAGAGCACAUGGGCCUCACCGAUUCCAACAGAGGAUUUUCCAAGGACGUUCUUCGUCUGGAGGUCGAGGGUCCAAACUUGUACCCUCUCACCCUUGUCGAUCUGCCUGGAAUCUUCCACACCGCGACAGCAAAGCAGUCAGCGGAGGGUAGAACAACGGUCAUGGAGCUGGUAGAGAGUUACAUGGAAAAGAAGAACAGCAUCAUUCUCGCCGUCAUUUCAGCAAGUAAUCAGCUCGCCAACCAGAGAGUUCUAGAAGAGGCCGCGAAACAUGACCCUGCCAGAGAACGUACGCUUGGGGUCAUUACCAAGCCAGAUCUACUCCACCCAGGAUCACCAGACGAACUCGAAUACCUUCAAGUAGUUAGAGGCCGCGAGGCUGUUCACAACCUCCAACUGGGAUGGCAUGUGUUGCGCAACCUUCCAGACUACGGUAUAUCAGAGGUAGAUGCUGAAUCUCGGGACGUAGUCGAGAGAAAAUUUUUCGAAUCCGGAUCCUGGGCGUCCAUACCGGUAAUUCACCGAGGUAUAUCUGCUCUGCGGAAACGCCUCAGCCAUAUCCUUCAUGAUCAUAUCAAGAAAAACCUUCCAAGUGUUCUUCAAGAGAUUCAGGGAAAGCUGACUGAUAAUGAGACUGAGCUCGCACGCUUAGGGCAGGCCAGAUCCAGUGCUGCAAGUAUGAGAGCGUAUCUCGUGGACAUUGCGGGAGAGUUCGAGAGACUUGUACGCGACGGCAUUCAGGGCCAUUACAGUGAUCCAUUCUUUGGUGGAUUCGAUGGGACUGAUCGGAAGUUACGCUCUCACCUGCGAAAUUUCAACCGAGCCAUUCGUCACAUCCUAAUUAUGCAGGGGUCAUUGCAGAAGAUUUCCCCGGGCGUUUCUGGAACGAAGAGACGGAGGACCAUGCCUCUACAUCUUGAAGAGUUUCUCGAAAAGCAUCCAUACGACCUUCCCAUGCCAGAACCAAUUACUUGGUCAGAGAUGGCCACUCAAUUGGAGCGGCAAGCGGCCGCAAAUCAGGGUACCGAGUUUCCCGGAUAUGCCAACACGACCUUGAUUGUGCAGCUGUUUCAGAGACAAUCGAAGCCCUGGGAGGCCGUCGCCAGGCUACACCUGAAGAAAGUCAUCAUUGUUGCGAAGGCAUUCGUAGACCAGGCGUUUGAGCACGUAGCUGGACCCUUGGGCACCUGCAGCACCACUUCCACCAUUUUGUCGACUUGCGUCGAUCCUUUUUUUGACGCAAAGGAGGAAAUCCUCGAGAACAAGUUGCGAGAGCUUCUUCGACCCAUCCAAGAGGGAUACGCACUACCUCUUGACGCUGACUUUCAGGAAGCUGUGGAUCGCAGGAUUUCUGAUCGUGACUUGGACGAUGCCUCGGAGGAUUCCGACAACGAUGACUCAGACGACGACAGCUCGGAAGGCUCCCAACGCACGGGAACGGACCUCCCACAUCGACGCACUGAGUUUGGGACCGGGUGGGCCAUAGAAACAAUGCAAACUUUCUACGAAAUGACAUUGCGCACAUUUACAGAUAACCUGAUCAACCUUGCGUUAGAGAGCUGUCUCAUUCAAGAGCUUCCAAGAAUUCUAACACCAAAGGACGUCAACGCAAUGGAUGAUACAAGGUUAGAGGAGCUCGCGGCCGAGUCGGAGGAAAUUCGUGUGCGACGCACACAGCUACAGAGCGAUAUCAAGCUUCUCAAGCAGGGUCUAGAUCAAUGCCGCCGAUAUAGGCCCAGAGGCGUGACAGUUCAACCCACUAGUCCCACGAAGAGCGUUCAACGGGAAAUUGAUGGACUGUUGUCUACAAAUGCUACACUUCACCACCAACGAUCAAGCCCAGCACCCAAACCCAAGGCAAUUCCUAUCGUCAGACCAUCCACGGAAUCUGACGAGCUGGUCAAUUCUACCCCACCUAAGAAGACGAAAAGACUAGUGGUCAAAUUACCUCCCCCCAGAAGCCAUGCGCCAACUGCCGAGAAGUAUAAAAUGAACUUAACAACAAAGGAUAGCGGACUCCGGGGCAAUACGUAUAAGAAAACCGCCGGGUUCAAUGACAGAACCAGCACCGCAUUGGAUCCGAGCCCAACUCAGCCUCAUUCAAGUUCCGGUAAUACAGACGGGACAUCGAGACGAUCUUCAGAGGAUCCAAAAACGUUCCGCUUUGACAACGGUUUUGGAGGGCUAGAAGUCAAGGAAAGCAAACCUCUCUUCGGAGGGUUCAGUGGGAGCCCAAGUCGUCCCUUCAACUUUGAGUCUCAAAACCCUACCGCGGUGACUUCACCAUUCGGAUCCAGCAAAGGAAAAGUUCAGGGUGAGAAGACCGGCCUUUUUGCAUCGAUGCAGUAGAAAGCUUUCUUCUCCGGCUGACCUACAGAAAGACCGUGAACAAUUCACAGGGGCAACCGCCAUACUCGACAGCAGCCCGAAGAUGCUGCAUGCUCCCCUUGCUCCAUGGACGAGCCAUGAAAGGCCUGGGGAGAUUUACGGCGGGAGGGAAAGGUUUGGUCACAUUUGUUCCUCGGAGACCUUCAGGGACUUUUCACCUGAAGAAAUUAGACUGGCAACUUAUAAAUUACUCUCGCAUUCCUAACCACUGGACAACUGGCCAUCGUGCAGUUUUUCUUAUGAGAACAGAUCUGGUAUCCAUAGUUAGCUGAAUUAAUUCCAG